Molecule: messenger RNA, 1608 nt
Organism: Effrenium voratum
Lineage: Eukaryota; Dinophyceae; Suessiales; Symbiodiniaceae
Source: the annotation of a GenBank genome assembly
GCGCAAUGAGCUCCGCCAGCUCCGGGUCCGAGGAUGAAGCCGCAGGAGAGUACUCCUGGGAUGGCCGGCGCUUGUGGAAGACGGAGGCCGCGGUUCGUCUCUUCUCGAAGAAGGGCAUUCUCGAGCCCUGGCGACUGAUCAACAUCUUGCAGACCGUGAUCUGCGGCACCUGGUGCUUCCUGCUGUUGUGCAUGGUGGUGGACGUGUUCUUGGGUGACCAGGCCUUGGUCACUGCGCCCCACUGGUCGCGCCCCCCGAUGUCGCGCCUGUCCCUGGAGCCGCACGAGCUGGGCACGCCCCUGGGCUUCCCCUGGUACGCAGGUGCCAAGCCAUGGAUUCCUGAGCAGAUGGCCUGGCAUGAGGAGAAGCGCGAGGCCACCAGCGGCUUCAUCAGCGCUCCUCACUCCGGAUCCCACGAGGGAGGCGGUGGGCACAGCGCACUCCACAAGGGAUCUGCCCGGCGCCUGAGUGUCAGCCCGGCGCAGUCAGCGUUGCAGGAUUUGCUGGAGUGGAUGCCAGGCGUGGUGGAGGAGAAGGUGCGCCAGGUGAGUUGGCCUGCCUUCUUUGAGCCCCGGGUGCUGGCCUGUGGCCUUCACGGCAUUGCUGCUGUGACGCCCCGGGGUGUGGGCGCUUUCUUGGGGCCCAGAGCCUCGAAGGCGCAGCGCUUCAGCCUGACUGGGCUCGCACAUUUGCCUCCGAUCAUCUCUGCGGCUUUUCGGGACUCCAAGGAGCUCAUUGUGGUGACCCGAGCUGGUCAUCUCGCCACCUGCCCGGAGGCUCGGUGCCGCGAGCUGCAACGUCUGCCGCUGGCUCCGGGCGCUCAGCUCCGCGCUGCCACGGCCGCAUGGCUAGGCGAAUCUCAGCCAGAGCUCCAUGCUGCGUUCAUCGAUGAGGAGCUUCCCAAUGUUGUUGCCAUCUUCAAGCUCCUCGGCAAGGUGUGGCGCCCUGUGGGCGAGCUGCCGGUGCCUUGGGCCGACGAACUACGCCAACCGCAGGCCGCCAAGGUGUCGCUGGCCUUGGGACCCAAUGAGUUGACCAUCGCCACCGGCACCGGCGCCGUCCUCCGCCGCAGCCUGGAGGACGGACACGUGCUCGAGUUCGGCACGCACAAGUGGGGGGGCAUCUCGCCGGUGGCGCAGUGGCAGGGCGCAUGUCCUACUGAAGACGGCCAAUCACCUGGCCUUCAUCUCAAAAGCCUGGCUCAUUUGCGCCUGCGCCGCUUCACCCAGGCCUGGCUGCCGGAGCUCCUUGUGAAGGAGCCGGCACCUCGACCUGCCAUCUUCCAGUGAGGGAGCUGGGAGAUGCCUGCCUCGGCCUCAAAAGGGGACGGAUGAUCGGGGGCUUUUCUCCGCCGAGGCAGGAGAGUAAUAAGUAUGCUUCAGCGCGCAAUUUGUCCCGGGCGCGCGAUUGCACAUCGGCGACUUGCUGUGCUGCGAUGCUGGGGGAUCUUUUUCGGUUCGCAAAGGCCAGUGAUACAUGGUGAGGGCAGUGAUGGUAGUGCUGGCGGCAAUGUGAAUGAAACUCCAGGAACUGGGGGCUUCAAAAGUCCCCUCAGCCCAAUCUUGCCUGGCUUUGGCAUGUCGGAGCGUCGCGCAGCGGUGCUUGUAC